UGCACCAAUCUGAGAAGGUGUUUGGUUCCAGGGACUUUUUGUGUUGGAACUAGAAAAAGUCCCAAGCAAAUUAAACAGGGUGGAACCUUUUUAGGACUUUUUGCUAAAAAUCCUUAGAAGCAUCUCCUUGAGAGUCUUUUUCAAAAAAUAAUAGAGAGUAGAAAACCAAACACCACCUGAAUCUCCCCCAAGAUUACGUUGGCAACUGCAUGCUCGCAUAGAGAGCCACGCAUCGUGCAUAUCACCGUGAUGGUGGCAGGAGCUACUAUGGCCGUGCUUCAGAGAGCAUCGACAGCCAGCACCGACUUUUUUGUGGGUUUGCUUCCGGUUCACGUCCUAAUGGUAGUGAUCCUGGUGUCCGGCAUGGCCAUGCUGUGGCGGGUUAGCCGGGCGCGGGACGUGUACCUCGUGGACUACGGCUGCUUCCUGGGCGAGCCACGUUACAGGAUCCCCUCGGCGAUGGCCCUGGAGCACGCACGCCUCAUGACCGACAUCAUCGAGGAGGAGAGCGCCGACUUCAUGGCUCGGCUGCAUGAGCGGUCCGGGAUCGGCGAGGAGACCAGCGUGCCCGACUCGUACCGCUAUAUGCCCCCCGAGCGCGGCGUGGAGGCUUCCCGGGAGGAAGCCGAGCUGGUCAUCUCCUCCGCCGUCGACAAGGUGUUCGCGAGGACCACGGUGAACCCCAAGGACAUCGACACGCUCAUCGUCGCCUGUAGCUUCACCACGCUGACGCCGGUGUUCGCUGACGUGGUCGUGAACAAGUACAGGCUCCGCGCGGACGUGCAGAGCGUGAACCUGUCCGGGAUGGGGUGCAGCGGGGCGCUCAUCUGCGUCGGCCUCGCCCAGAAACUCCUGCAGGCGGCGCCGCCAGGGAAGCACAAGCACGUGCUGAUCAUAGCCACCGAGAUCCUGUCGUCGAUGUUGUACAACGGCACCAAGCGCGAGAUGCUUGUGCCGAAUGUGCUGUUCCGCAUGGGCGCCGCCGCCAUGAUCAUGACCAACUCACCGGAACGCGCGCGGUUCCGGCUCGGUCCGAUCGUGCGCACGCUGACCGCCGGGCGGGACAGCGACUACCGGUGCGCAUUCCAGGAGGAGGACGACAAGGGGAUCACGGGCAUCAACCUCUCAAAGGAACUUCCCGUGGUUGCUGCGAACGCGCUCAAGAGUCACAUCGUGGCCUUCUGUCCCAGGGCCCUGCCUGCGUUGGAGCUUCUCCGGGUCGCCUUCUCCCUCGUCAAGCAAUACGUGUUCCCGCAGCCGAGAGCAACUGGGCGAGCGGAGAAGGGCGCGCGGCCGGCCUUCAACAAGGUGUUCCAGCACUUCUGCAUCCACCCGGGCGGGCGCAGGGUGCUCCACGAGAUGCAGCGUGGCCUCGGCCUCUCUGACCGUGACAUGGAGGCGUCGCACAUGACGCUGCACCGGUUCGGGAACAUGGCCAGCAGCUCGCUGCUGUACGAGCUGGCCUACAUCGAGGCCAAGGGCCGGAUGAGCAAGGGUGACCGGGUGUGUAUGAUCUCCUUCAGCCCCGGCAUAGACUGCAGCAGCGUCGUAUGGGAGUGCAUCAACCCGGCGGCGGCAGAUCCCAACGGACCCUGGGCCGCCUGCAUCCACCGCUACCCUGUGCACGCGCAGGCGCAGCAGCUUCCCCAAAUUGCCAAGAUGACCUAAGGCCCGGUUCGAUUCUUUUGAGCCUUGGCUUAUGCAGUGGAAAUUAGCCCUUAAUUGAUUGCAGUGAAAAAUAAGCUCAUAAGAAUAAAUCGUCCACUUCUUUUCUGCUCCUAUCUGCAUGCAGUUAGCUUAUUUUCUUAUAUAUACCAGGUGUAAAGUCAGUACUAAUAUCCCUGGACUGUAAUUCUG
Triticum aestivum (bread wheat) is the source of this 1857-nucleotide messenger RNA. Its product is annotated as 3-ketoacyl-CoA synthase 6-like. The transcript has a single exon. Gene Ontology annotation, biological process: fatty acid biosynthetic process. Gene Ontology annotation, molecular function: acyltransferase activity, transferring groups other than amino-acyl groups. The coding region runs from base 250 to 1668 and encodes 472 amino acids. Gene Ontology annotation, cellular component: membrane. The record is from RefSeq and is a predicted model, not a curated record. Lineage: Eukaryota; Viridiplantae; Streptophyta; Magnoliopsida; Poales; Poaceae.